AUGGUGAUGGUACGGAUAAAUAAGAAGCACACUAGUGUACUGUUGGCGUUGUUGGCGAUCAUUGCCAUUUUUUGGGUGACGUUCGGCAUAGAUCAUGCUAAUACUGAUGAUAGCUACGGUCUCAACACCCUAAAAGAGACCAUCAGUUCAAGCUUAGGUGGAGGUAAUACAGGUACAGAGACUAAGAGUAAAGACCCAGCAUGGGAGGCAAAGCAAGCUAAGAUAUUAGAACAAACGAUAAUGCCAUCGAUGACUGAUGCAAAAGCUAAAAAGGAAUUGGGAAGAGCUUCCUGGAAAUAUUUCCACACUUUAUUGGCAAGAUUCCCUGAAAACCCUAAUGAGGAGGAACGCCAAAAACUGAAGACGUUUGUUCAAUUGUAUGCGGAAUUGUAUCCCUGUGGAGAGUGUUCGUACCAUUUUGUGAAGCUAAUAGAGAAGUACCCAGUGCAAACUUCUAGCAGAGAAGCAGCCGCUAUGUGGGGUUGUAGCGUUCAUAAUAUGGUCAAUACAGUUUUGAAGAAAAAGCAAUAUGAUUGUACGAAGAUUCUUGAGGAUUAUGAUUGUGGAUGUGGUCCUGAUACCAAACCAAAGACAUAG
Molecule: messenger RNA, 597 nt
Organism: Naumovozyma castellii
Lineage: Eukaryota; Fungi; Ascomycota; Saccharomycetes; Saccharomycetales; Saccharomycetaceae
Exons: 1
Coding region: 1-597 (198 amino acids)
Source: RefSeq, a predicted model, not a curated record